Molecule: messenger RNA, 2755 nt
Organism: Apodemus sylvaticus (European woodmouse)
Lineage: Eukaryota; Metazoa; Chordata; Mammalia; Rodentia; Muridae
Gene: Slc35b4
Product: solute carrier family 35 member B4
Exons: 10
Coding region: 163-1158 (331 amino acids)
Biological process (GO): transmembrane transport
Cellular component (GO): Golgi membrane; endoplasmic reticulum membrane
Molecular function (GO): UDP-xylose transmembrane transporter activity; UDP-N-acetylglucosamine transmembrane transporter activity
Source: RefSeq, a predicted model, not a curated record
GCGUCGGGGGCAGCCACCGAGGAAGAGUUGAUCAAGACAGCCCCCAGGGAGGGAACUGCUGGCGGUGGUGAUGUUGCGCGCGGGUUUUCUAGUGUAGCGAUCUGAAAGGGCACUUUUUUUUUUUUUUUUUUGCGCGCUGGCUCCCGGUGCCCCACACUGGCCAUGCGCCCGGCCUUCGCGGUGGGCCUGGUGUUCGCAGGCUGCUGCAGUAAUGUGAUCUUCCUAGAGCUGCUGGCCCGGGCACAUCCAGGAUGCGGGAACAUCGUCACGUUUGCGCAGUUCUUAUUUAUUGCUGUGGAAGGCUUCCUCUUUGAAGCUGACUUGGGAAGGAAGCCACCAGCUAUCCCAAUAAGGUACUAUGCCAUCAUGGUAACCAUGUUCUUCACUGUCAGCGUGGUGAACAACUACGCCCUGAAUCUGAACAUCGCCAUGCCACUGCAUAUGAUAUUCAGAUCAGGCUCUCUGAUUGCCAACAUGAUUCUAGGAAUUAUCAUUUUGAAGAAAAGAUACAGUAUGUUCAAGUAUACCUCCAUUGCCCUGGUGUCUGCAGGGAUAUUUAUUUGCACUUUCAUGUCAGCAAAGCAGGUGACUGUCCAGUCCGGCUUGAGUGACAAGGAUGGAUUCCAGGCAUUUGCAUGGUGGUUACUAGGUAUUGGGGCACUGACGUUUGCUCUGCUGAUGUCGGCAAGAAUGGGAAUAUUUCAAGAGACUCUGUACAGACAGUUUGGGAAACACUCCAAGGAGGCGUUAUUUUAUAAUCAUGCCCUUCCACUUCCCGGCUUCAUCUUCCUGGCCUCUGAUAUCUAUGAGCAUGCUGUUCUGUUCAAUAAGUCCGAGCUCUAUCAGGUUCCAGUCAUCGGUGUGACUAUGCCCAUCAUGUGGUUCUACCUCCUCAUGAAUGUCGUGACUCAAUACGUGUGCAUCCGGGGUGUGUUCAUCCUGACAACAGAGUGUACCUCCCUCACUGUCACACUGGUUGUGACUCUGCGCAAGUUUGUGAGCCUCAUCUUUUCUAUCUUGUACUUCCAGAACCAGUUCACUAUGUGGCACUGGCUGGGCACCUUGUUUGUCUUCAUUGGGACUUUAAUGUACACAGAGGUGUGGAAAAACCUAGGGGCCACAAAAAGUCAGCUGCAAAAAGAUGACAAGAAGGACUGAGGUCUGCCUGGGACAGACAGACGGUGUUAUGCGAGAGUGGCCUCUGUUGCAGGUCUGGCCAUCAUUUCAGUUUGGCUGAUGUCAAACUCCCACAGUGUUGAAGGAGACAGGCUCCGGAGCUUCCUCUGAAAGACCGACUCAUCUGCUUUCAUGGCUACCCAGACAGCACUUGUAGACUCCACAUGGGCAUCCCUGAGAUAGAAUAAACAGAACAAGGCUCCCAGCAGACUGUCGGGGAGCCUCUGCUUUUGCUUUUCUGUUUCUUUACCAGAACCAUACUUGUUGGAUUCCAAGUCUCAGAGCUUCUAGUUUUCUACCUGUGCUGCACUUGUUGCUGCCGUUGACCCUUUGCUGUGGCGGCCUAUGGACUCUUUCCUCCCAUUACCCCUCCACACUUGAGCACAGCCAGUGUUCCAGGCACAGUCAGGCACUGAACGAUCCAGUCGACGUUCGAAAAAUUAGACCUCAGGAAUGAUGAGGCUGGACUCCUCCAGCGGUUGGGGGAGAAGCAGGUGUCCCCAUGAGCAGAGAGCCCUUGAGGUACAUGAGCCAGGUGCUGGAGAUGCUGGAGAUGCUGGUGAUGCUGGAGAUGCUGGAGCAGAUCCCACCACCACAUUUCAUACUAAUUGUGCAAUCAGUGCAGAGAUCACAUGCUGCUUUCGCUGCUGCUUUCUGUAGUUAGAGCAGUCCUCCAGCCCUCAUUGCACAUUAGAAAGGAAGAAGUGAGUGGAGAAGAAGGAGACCUUUGUUUUCAUCUCCCAGGUGAAGCCCCUUGGCUUCCUUGUUCAUGGAGAUGAAGAAGGGAGUGUGGCCCAAUACAUCUCACUCUUUCAGCAUCCUGAAAGUGUUGCCCCUGUGAACCUGGCCACACACUUACAUGCGUUUCAAAUGUGUGUCUGUGAGAGGUGUUAAGGCCUGGUAACCAGAAGAUACUUAUGAAAAUUAUCACCUGUCAAGUCAUCGAUGAUUGAUUGAUUGAUUGAUUGAGACACAGGUGUGAGUAUGGUCAAACCCCAGCUGCCACAGGGUGGAGUCCUGUUUUCCCAUAGAUCUGGGACUGCUUUUGUGAGUGCAUGAGAGGUAGUAUGACAUAGCAUGUUUACAUACAGGACCAGGCCUGCCUCUUUUCCGCUGAUCACUCUGAAGGUCUGGUUUCCCUCUCUUGGAUCCUCUUGAGGAAGAGUAACCCUGUCACAUAGCGCGUGGUGCUUGUGUGCCCUCAGCUGGAUUGGAUGUGACUGAAGAACAAGGACGUCCAUGUUACUUCGUUUCCUCUUUUCUUCACUUGGAGCCAGACCCUCAUUACCCUCACCUAGCCAUCUGUCCUCUGCAAACAGCUAAACCCUCGCACUGUUUCUCUCACACAGACGACAGCCGUCCGUUCUUUCUCUUUGUGCUGACUGUGCUCCGAGACUGAGGUGUGGCUCUCCUUCCGUAACUCCUGGGCUCACUUGUAGUUCUUUGCAGCAUCUGAAAAUGCUCUGUGAUGGGUCUGAACAGUAGCAGCAGAGAGAACUGUCCUCUGGGUUCUUGGGAAGGCAGUUAAACUGCUUUGCUUUUUUGUUACAUUAAAUGCAGAUACUGUUUCUCCACUGAA